GCAACCACGAACCCCUACCGGGCGCAGGGCAUUGCCAUGCGCGAGGCAAUCGCUCCCGCACCUUCCACGCACCCGGCGCUGCGCCACUGCGUCGCGCUCCUCCGCCUCCACCUGCCGUCUCCCUCCGUCGCUGCCGCCAAGCAGAUUCACGCGCGCGCUCUCCGUGCGGCUGGCGUGCCCCUCUCCCACCCUCUCCUCGCCAAACACCUCCUCUUCCACCUCGCUUCUCUCCGCGCCGGCCCUCCACCGCUCCUCUACGCCGUCACUGUCCUCUCCUGCCUCCUCCCCGACCCGGACCCUUUCUCCCUCAACACGGUCCUCCGCAUCGCCGCGUCCUCGGCGCACCCACGCAUCGCGCUCGCGCUCCACCGCCGCCGCCUCGCGCCGCCCGACACGCACACCUACCCGCCGCUCCUCCAGGCCUGCACGCGCCUCCUUGCACUUCGCGAAGGCGAGAGCCUCCACGCCGAGGCCGCCAAGAACGGCCUAGUGGCGCUCGUGUUCGUCAAGAACUCGCUCGUCCACCACUAUGGCGCGUGCGGCCUCUUUGAGAGCGCCCACAGGGUGUUCGACGAAAUUCCGGUGCUGGAGCGGAACCUCGUCUCCUGGAACUCCGUGAUGAACGGGUUUGCCGCCAAUGGGAGGCCGAACGAGGUAUUGACAAUCUUCCGGGAGACGUUGGAGGCGGACCUCAUGCCGGAUGGAUUCACCAUCGUCAGUGUUUUAACUGCAUGUGCGGAGAUCGGGGCGCUCACUCUCGGCAGGAGGGUGCAUGUGUUUGCGUCCAAGGUUGGGUUAGUAGGGAACAGCCAUGUCGGCAACGCGCUGAUUGAUCUGUAUGCCAAGUGUGGCGGAGUUGAGGAUGCAUGGAAGGUGUUUGAGGAGAUGGGGGUGGCAAGGACCGUGGUCUCGUGGACGUCACUGAUCGUGGGUUUGGCAGGGAAUGGGUUUGGGAAGGAUGCCCUUGAGCUGUUCGGUCUGAUGGAGAGGGAGAGGCUUAUCCCAACUGAUAUCACUAUGGUAGGAGUGCUGUAUGCUUGUAGCCACUGCGGGUUGGUCGACGAUGGGUUUCGAUAUUUCAAUGAGAUGCAGGACAAGUAUGGCAUAGCACCAGGGAUCGAACACCUUGGAUGUAUGGUGGAUCUGCUGGGAAGAGCUGGAAGAGUUGAGGAAGCGCACAAUUAUAUCACCACGAUGCCAAUGGAGCCCAACGCUGUUGUGUGGCGGACAUUGCUAGGUGCUUGUGCUAUGCACAAGAAGUUGGAACUCGGGGAGGCUGCUUGGGCACGGCUGGUUGAGCUUGAUCCUGGGCACAGCGGCGAUUAUGUCCUCCUCUCAAAUCUGUAUGCUGCUGUUGGGAGGUGGGCAGAUGCCCAUGUGCUUAGGAAGACAAUGGCUACACAUGGAGUGAGGAAAAACCCAGGGCAUAGCCUUGUGGAGCUCCGCAACUCUGUGUAUGAGUUCGUUAUGGGCGAUAGAUCACAUCCUGAGAGUGAUCAGAUAUACCAAACGCUAGCCGAGAUAGCUGAGAGAUUGAGGUGCCAAGGUUACGUCCCCCGCACAAGCAAUGUAUUGGCAGAUAUAGAGGAGGAAGAGAAAGAGACUGCUUUAAACUACCAUAGCGAGAGGCUGGCCAUUGCCUUUGCCUUGCUGAAGAGUCUUCCUGGCUCUCCUAUCAGGAUAGUGAAGAACUUGAGGAUGUGUGGAGACUGUCAUUUGGUAAUUAAGCUAAUAUCUAAGGUAUAUGACCGUGAAAUCAUUGUUAGGGAUCGCAGUAGGUUCCACCAUUUCAAAGGGGGGGAAUGUUCAUGUAAAGAUUAUUGGUAGUUGAUUCAUGUAUUGAUUGACAGUGAUGAAUGCAAUGUUUAUGAGGUUCCGUGCCGUAUAAUCAGGGGAAUGGCGGUGUCUUAUGGUUGCAGAACAGUUCUGUAGAACUUCAUUUGUUGACAGCUCAUGUUUUGACUCAACCACAGCAUAUGGUUUCUGUUGCACAUGACUACUGCAGUGAAAGCAUUGGGGCAACCUCAUCUAUUACAGCCUUACAGGUCGCUGCAAUCUUAGUCUUGGUCUAACUCAUUAGAUGUCUAGUGGAAAAAAUAAGCUUCAGGACAUGGCACAUCAGGAAGCAAGGUUGAAGCUGGAUACUGCUAGCACCACUCUAGCAUUGGAAAUAUUAUGAUGAAAAUUUCCAAGUUCUGGUUGCAUAACAAGUUCUGUAGAAGUUCAGAUGUCGACACAUCUGUUGAUUCAACCACAGUAUCCAAUUUCUGAAAGGAAGUGUGGGGGUAACCUCAUCUAUUAUUCUCAUAUCUAGUCCCAACUUACAAAAUGUGGAAGCGGGAAACAGAAGCAACCAGAGAUACAGCAGAAAUCAGGUUUGGAGCUGAUACUGCUAGUAUAUGCUACAAUUCUAAUGCUGCACCUCUUGCCUAUCGUAUUUCAGAAAUUGCUACUCUAAAAUAGUCUGCAUGGUCAAAGACUCUACCAGCUUCCAGCGGUGUUCUAACUGCUUGGCUGCCCUGCUUUACUAGGCGAUCCUAGAAAAAGAAUACAAGCAAGAAAAGUACAACGACACGAGCCAUAUUUUGUUUUCUGAACAGACAAUGACAUGAGGCAUGUUUUUCGGGUGGUCCUGUAACUAGUAUUAUUGGUAUGUGUGUAAGAUACCAAAAUGGCACCUCUCCCAUGAAUCCAUUCUUUCUGAGGAUGUGCGAGUUACAGACUUUUUGAAUAUAUUUGAGUACUUUUAGUUA
Hordeum vulgare subsp. vulgare (domesticated barley) is the source of this 2753-nucleotide messenger RNA. Its product is annotated as pentatricopeptide repeat-containing protein At4g21065. Bases 37 to 1827 code for a protein of 596 amino acids. The transcript has a single exon. Gene Ontology annotation, biological process: RNA modification. The record is from RefSeq and is a predicted model, not a curated record. Gene Ontology annotation, molecular function: RNA binding; protein binding; zinc ion binding. Lineage: Eukaryota; Viridiplantae; Streptophyta; Magnoliopsida; Poales; Poaceae.